AUGUUACGACGCUCGCUCGCCGUCAUGCUCCUCGCCAGCCUCGCGGCCUUCGCUGUCGCGCUACCAGAGUCACAGCUGGCUCUCGGGAACGUCCAGACCGCGCCAGACAGCUGGGAAUACUCGGACUGCGGAGAGGAGUCGGAUGCGGUCCAGAUACGGUCUAUCACCGUGUCCCCCGACCCGCCGAAGAUCGGGGCCGACCUGACGGUCACCAUCGUGGCGGACGUGAAGGAGACGAUUGAGGAGGGCGCAACGGCGGAUGUCCUCGUCAAGGUCGGCCGGAUCAAGCUGUUGGAGCAGACAUUCGACCUCUGCGAGGAAGCCCGCAAGGCGAAUGCCUCCAUCUCCUGUCCCGUCACGCCCGGCCUCCACACCAUCGAGCAGACAGUCACGUUGCCGAAGGAGGUGCCCAAACGUGCGCCGCUGUUUCCGACUUGUCUUCGCGAAACUGACCUGCUUGCUUUCGCAGUGAAAUACGUCAUCAGCGUGCGGGGCUUCACUGUGGAGGAGGACAGCAUGGCGUGUGUGGACCUGACGGUGCAGUUCCGGCCUUUCUUCCAGUUUUGGGAGUAA
Messenger RNA from Mycena indigotica, 573 nucleotides. RefSeq names its product ML domain-containing protein. Gene Ontology annotation, molecular function: sterol binding. The record is from RefSeq and is a predicted model, not a curated record. Bases 1 to 573 code for a protein of 190 amino acids. Gene Ontology annotation, biological process: sterol transport. The transcript is spliced from 4 exons. NCBI's taxonomy places the organism in Eukaryota, Fungi, Basidiomycota, Agaricomycetes, Agaricales, Mycenaceae.